AUGAAUUGGAACUCUGCUCCAAUGGCCCGGCUUCUGUUGUUAGAUUUCUUGGUAGUUUUGGUUUCAUCCCAACAUUAUCCACGUGAUUCCAGGGACCUCAUCCAUCAUCAUAUAUCACCCCUAGGUCUACUGGAAUCAAUUCAGUCUUCCUCAGAGGAUAAUAUGAAGGGACCCUCCUCCUGGAUAGCUGUAGAUACAGAGAUAUCCACCCCAUCACAAUCAAAAUCCAGAACCUCCUCUACAACAAGGGUUCAAAGACCAGUCUCUAUGGGAGUUUUAUCUAAAAUGAACUCUGAAUCUGGCCAGCAUUCUCCAGAUGAGUCUAACAAAUCUGGACUGGCCAGGCAACCAACUGGAACCUUACCUGCCCAUACCAUAAUGCCGGCUUCUUCUUUUGGGAUCAACAGUUCCACAUCAACUCAGGCAUCCAUAUCUGUUCCCCCUCUGAUGGAAGGACCAGAGAAUCCUGGUACAGCUGAAGCAAGUACCUCCUCACAUCUGACACUGGCUGCAAGUGAUCUGAGGAAUGCCACUUCUACAGCCACCUUGGAGUCAAAUGCUUCCACACCUGCUUCCAUUAUAUUAGCAUCUGCUAAGCUUUCAUCUCCAGUGGUACCUAAGUUUCCUGUCCUGGUUACUCUUCAUCCUAAAGAGACUGAGACUCCUACUCCCGAACCUUCAGGGCAGCCAGAAUCUGAAUCUCCUCUAAUUGGAGGAUCUCUACCAAUCUUGAUACAGGACACAAAUCCACCAAGUGAUGCUAAUGUUUCCAGUGCAGACUCUGGCUCAAGGAGUCCUUCCAUCCUUUCAUCUCUAUCAACAUUGUUACUACUGUCUCCAACGCAACAUAUGCCAUCACCACCAUCAUUAUCAUUAUUACCAUCAACACCAAUGAUUUUAAAUGCAUCCAAGUCUACCACAUCUGGAAUUCCCAGAGUUCCCUCUGUGACUUCAUCUACGUCAAUGUCCACCGAGCCCUCAAUCAACACCUCCACCCUACAAUCCUUCCAUCAAACUACCCAUCAAGAACUAGAACCCACCACAUCUGACCCUACCAGAUUUCUACCAUCUGGAUCUACUCUGACAACAGGCUUAUUAGCCCCAGGGUUGACAGUUAUUUCUGAUGCAACUAGUGUAAUAGACUCAUCUCCCACCUCUCUGGUCUCCCUGGAAAAUUUCUCCAGCAUUUCAUCUGCCUUAUCACCUACUACUCCAAGUGUUCAUUUGACAUCCACCCCCACCAUCACGCCUUACCUAUCUUGGUCACAUCCUUCAAUGACUGAGUCUGUAGAUUCAUCAUGGAGCCCCACCUCUGAUGGGACUGAACUUUCCAUGCCUUCUGCCUCUUCUGCUCAAUACUCUUCAUUACAGGACUCAGUAUACCAAUCCCCAGGUUAUAACCAUGUGACUCGACCCUUGAGUUUCAAAAUCACCAAUGAAAUCUUCACAGCUGCCUUCUAUGAUCCCACCUCCCUGGAAUACAGGCUCCUGAGUGAGAAUGUGCAAAAUCAGCUGACGCCCAUCUAUCAAAGAGCUUUCUCCAGCUUUGAUCGAGUGGAAGUCAAUGGCUUUAGGCUGGGCUCAGUGGUGGCAAACACAAGCAUUGUGUUUGGAAACAAGACUCGAGCCCCUUCUCCCAUGGAUAUUGUCUGGGUCUUGUACCGGGAAGUGAAGGGAGUGGGGAUGAUGCUGGGUAACCUCUCUCUAGCUGAGAACAGCAUCCAAUCUGAAGCUUCCACACUAACUACCCUGGCCCCAUUAAUUGUGCAUGUCUCCCUUACCACCAUGGAACCCUUUGUGUCCUCACUCCUGAGACCUGGAUCUGCCACCUACACUAUCCUGGAAGGACAGACCAUGGGGUUGGUAACCCCAGUAGUGUUGGGAUUCUAUGGAUUGCAUCCCCAGGAACAGCCUCUGCUUCUCUUCAGCAACGAUGACCAGUGGGUGGCUGUCACCAUUGUGUACAAGUUUAACGUCCCUGUUCCCAUUGGUCUUCGAGGCCUGGCUGACCGUUUGGCCCGUGAAGUGACAGACACACACAUCCAGAAAUCUAGCAUCUCCGUCAACGAGGAGAAGGCAGAGCUGGCGGUAUACAGCUUGUGGCUUCGGAUUCCCGGCUGGCCGUUCACCGAGGCGCUGAGGGACAAGGCGAGCAGGGACUCCCGGGAGCUCCGGAGGAGGCUGACCCACGGGCUCACCACCAUCCUGAAGCCCACCCGGAAUUUUGCAGAAGUCAUCGUGGAAGAAUUCGUGCCCAGCCCUACGACGGCCAGAGUGAGACCCACGUACUUCAGUGCUGCCCCUUCAGAGGCUGAGGUCCGGGAGUGGCUGUCCCAGGGGCUGGGAAGCCUCGAGGAUGCUGACGGCCUCCGCGUGGAGCUGGCCGGUCCGGGCCUGGACUUGCCAAGUUCUAGACCCUCAACGCAGCCUAAAGUCUCCUUCCCUAGUUAUGCCGUGGCCAUGAUUUCCCUGGGCCUCCUGCUCUUACUGAUCGUCCCUCUGGUUCUCGUCCUGGCCUUUAAGAUAAACCUCUGCAGCCGAAUAGCUGGCCUGUGUGUCCGGAAGCCUCGCUAUGGCCGCCAGGUGACUGCGUCCGAGUACACGAUGCACUCCUAUGACCUCAAACACUGAAGCACCUCCAGGAGAAGAGACCCCACAGCCUGAGAGACCCCACAUUCUGACCCUCCAGGCCCCCUCUGGGUCACAGUUACUGCCCCAACUCAGAAAAUGAAUUGGGCUGGAAAGUUAAAGACUGAAGUGUGAGGAAGGUUUUGUUUUCCCCCUCCUUCAGUCCUGUCCCAUAAAAUCAAACCUGAACUUGAGGAGAGGGAAUUGGAGAUGGGAUGUAUGGCCAAGGGUAUUCUGGGUCACUAAUGCCCCUGUCCAAUCAGCAUCCAGGACUUUGGACUGAACCCUCCCUAUCCCAAAUCCAACCCUUCCUUCGCUUGUGCUAGAGAGCUCAUUUCAUAAACCAAGGUGAGAGACCCCAAAGUUUAAGUAUUACCUUUCCCAGGUGGUUGGGAAAUGGUUAUUUUUCACAAGUCACCUGAUGUUAUAAUCCAGAGAAAAGACCCCAAUGAGGUGAUAAGGUCUCAUGGAAA
Molecule: messenger RNA, 3101 nt
Organism: Sarcophilus harrisii (Tasmanian devil)
Lineage: Eukaryota; Metazoa; Chordata; Mammalia; Dasyuromorphia; Dasyuridae
Product: taste receptor cell protein 1
Exons: 13
Coding region: 1-2631 (876 amino acids)
Source: RefSeq, a predicted model, not a curated record